Larimichthys crocea (large yellow croaker) is the source of this 6380-nucleotide messenger RNA. It is a transcript of the gene sgsm1b, whose product is annotated as small G protein signaling modulator 1b. Bases 363 to 4190 code for a protein of 1275 amino acids. Gene Ontology annotation, molecular function: GTPase activator activity. Gene Ontology annotation, biological process: activation of GTPase activity. Lineage: Eukaryota; Metazoa; Chordata; Actinopteri; Sciaenidae. The transcript has 25 exons. The record is from RefSeq and is a predicted model, not a curated record.
AAACAUUAGCAGCUUACACACACACACACAUUAAAAACAGACGCUUUUAAUGCUAAUUAAUCGUUUACAGCCACACGAUGAUAUUCGCUAACAGCCAACAACAAAAUAACACAUCGAGGCUGGGUUGCUUCUUCACGUCUUCGACAUACAAAAAAAAAAAUAAUAAUUACAAAUGCAAACCAGGCUGUGUAACCAGCUAACUAGUUUGUUAUCGUGAAGUUAGUCCAAUCGCGGGUGAAGCUAAUUCAUCUGAUUGAAGCUAACCAACCGUUAAACGUUGGACAAAUCAAGCAGAAAGAGUUAAAGAGGCCGAAACGCGUCAGAAAUUGCUGCGCAAUGUGAAGAAAGAGGUGAAACAAAUUAUGGAGGAGGCAGUAACGAGGAAAUUUGUGCACGCAGACAGCAGCCACAUCAUAUCCUUCUGUGCUGUAGUGGAGGCCUGCAUGCUUCACGGACUGAAGCGUCGUAUUGCAGGCCUGCUUUGCAGUAACAAGGUUGCAGCACUCUUUAUGAAGGCGGCAAAAAGCUUUUCACCUGCUGAGGAGCUUUGCCACAAGGUCCAGGAGCUGGAGCAGAUUAUCGAAAACAGCAAGCAGAACAGUUCUUCACUGAGUAAUGACCGCAAUCGGCAAUCCAAGUUUGCCAACCUCCCCCCUCAGGCACUGAAACACCUGUGGAUCCGAACUGCACUGAUGGAGAAGCUCCUGGACAAGAUUGUCCUGUACUUGGUGGAGAACAGCAGUGCUUUCUAUGAGAAAGAAGCCAUGCUCAUGGAUCCCGUGGAUGGACCAAUUCUUGCAUCUCUAUUGGUUGGCCCAUGUGCUUUGGAGUACACCAAAGUUAAGACUGCAGACCAUUUCUGGACAGACCCGUCUGCUGAUGAGCUUGUACAGCGGCAUCGCAUCCACAGCGGCCACUGUCGGCAGGAUUCGCCUUCCAGACGGCCUGCCCUGAUCCAGAAGAGACAGUCCAGUGGUAGCAUGGAUGAUCGCCCUCUCAUGUGGGUGAGGGACUAUGUUGAAUCACUCCACCAGAACUCCAGAGCCACACUUCUGUUUGGAAAGAACAACGUUCUGGUGCAGCCGAGAGAUGACAUGGAGGCCAUCCCAGGCUACCUUUCUCUACAUCAGACUGCAGACCUCAUGACACUGAAAUGGACGCCCAAUCAGCUAAUGAAUGGCAACGUGGGGGAGCUAGAUUCUGAGAAAAGUGUGUAUUGGGAUUAUGCUAUGACAAUUCGUUUGGAAGAGAUUGUAUAUCUCCACUGUCACCAGCAAGUGAACAGUGGUGGGACUGUAGUUUUAGUGAGCCAGGAUGGUAUUCAGAGACCUCCUCUACAUUUCCCCAAAGGAGGCCACCUUCUUCAGUUUCUCACCUGCUUGGAGACGGGCCUGCUACCUCAUGGACAGCUGGACCCGCCACUCUGGAAUCAGAGAGGAAAAGGAAAGGUUUUCCCCAAACUGCGAAAGAGGAGUCCACACGGCUCAUGUGAUUCUGUGUCAGAUAAGGAAGAUGACGAAGCAACCGAUUAUGUGUUUCGAAUCCUCUUUCCCGGAAAUCAGAUGGAGUUCAUGGCCCUGGAGCUGAUGGACCAAGGCGUGAACUUGUGGCAACCGACCCCCAGAAAGUCCUCCUGCUCCUCCUGCUCACAGAAUGGCUCCUCUGAUGGCUCUCUGCCUAAUGGAUGUAAUCAGGAAAGGGCUCCUUUAAAGCUCCUUUGUGACACCAUGAAGUACCAGAUAAUCUCCCGUGCUUUUUAUGGAUGGCUUGCAUACUGCCGUCAUCUGUCCACAGUUCGUACCCACCUUUCUGCUCUGGUCAACACCACUAUAGUUGACCCUGAUGUGCCCUGUGGUGCCCGGGGAGGUCUCUCUGUGGAGGUCUGGGGCAAGUUCCUCAAGGACAGCUCUGCCUAUGAGGAAAAGGAGAUACACAGGCUUGUGUAUUUUGGUGGUGUGGCUCCUUCACUACGCAAAGAGGUCUGGCCCUUCCUGUUGGGACACUACCAGUUCACCAUGACUGAGAAAUGCAGACUAGAGAUCGACGAGCAAAUGCGGACCAUGUAUGAGCAGACUAUGAAGGACUGGCAGGGUUGUGAGGCCAUUGUCCGUCAGAGGGAGAGAGAGAAACAUGCUGAGGCCCUUGCCAGAUGUUCAUCUGGAGCCAGUGUGGAAAGAGGACCAGUGCAGCGGGACUCCACCAUCAGUACAGAUUCGUCUCUAAGUAGCAGCUCAGAUCAACAGAAUGCCAACUCGCAAAGUGAUUCCAGCAGUAGUGCACAGGUAUUUGGAUCAGUUGAGGCAGUGGAUCAGAUUGAGACUGAGCCCACAGCUGAGGAAGGAGAAGUACAGCUCAGUAGUUCACUGAAGGACAUCACAAGUAAUGCUGCAGACGCUCCAGAACUUCCCUCCUGCAACCCCUCCUCUCCAGGUCUGUCAAAUCCACAUCCAGAUUCAGAAAACAAUGCUCUUGUAACAGAGUCAGCUGUUACAUCUACGACAUCUCAGCAGUCAGCGGAAACAUCAGAGGUCUUAAAGGAGAAAACUCCAACUGAGUCACAGGCAGGAGGGGAGAAUGUAACAGACCCAGAAGUCAAAGAUAAGGUUCCAGAGACAGAGAGGGAGGCAGUUUCAGAAAGCAAGGUGGAUAAGGACUGUGAUAAGUCACAAGAGACAUCUGAACCUGAUGAAAAACCUGAAGUAGAAGAAAAAGAUGCAACAACAAAUGACCAAUCUGGAGAUUUAAAAGCAGUGGACACAAAUAUGAAUUUAAGAUCUGUUCCAGAGAAAACAAAUGUCCUAAAGCUAGAAACAGAGAUACAUAACGAAUAUUUCCAAGCACCUCCACUCGGACAGACGUUGAGUUUUCAAGCACAAAAGAGCAAAUCUGAUCUGGAAGGGGCACCACCUACAGCAGAAAAAGAUGCUAAUCCACAGAGUGAAACAAAGCCAGAUAUUACUGAAAAUCCUGAAACAACUUCUGAAAAUUCACAAAUGUCUACGGCCUGCACAGCAGAGUCAGAACAAAAAGAUGCAGGAGCAACAGUUUGUGACUUGGCCGAAAUAAAAAAAGCAGCAGAAAUUCCGUUUGAGAAACCUGGUUCAAAUUCACCUGUCAGACAAGUACUGAAUGCUCUUCAGUCAGCGUCAAGGGGCAGCCUUUCAUUAUCAUCUCGGCAGUCUCCAGACACGGCUGAUUCAGAUGACUCUCCUUCUGCCCUGGAAAUGGAGGACAUACCUGCAGGGAUAACAUGUGUGAACUCUGAGGAUAUCAAGGCCAGGCCUUUGGCAGGACUUGCUGCACCGCCCGUCUCCUUUGCACAAAGAGAGAAAAUGGCAUCAGUGGACCUUGUCCUAGAUCACCAUCUGGACACAGCCUGUAACACCAGUCCUGAGGGCACCGACCUCGGUCUUUCUGAAGAGGAACCUGAGAUGGAAAAUGUGCUCACUGAACCAGAGUCUGCGGAGGCGGGAGGAGACACUAAACACGACGAAUCUUCAGAAGAACAAACAUAUUCUCAAGAAACACUGGACAUGUACUUGAUCAAUUUACAUCGCAUUGACAAAGACGUGAGACGUUGCGACCGAGCAUAUUGGUACUUCACUCCUGACAACCUCGAUAAGCUGCGUAACAUCAUGUGCAGUUACGUGUGGCAGCAUCUGGAUACAGGUUACGUCCAGGGAAUGUGUGAUCUGUUGGCGCCUCUACUUGUUAUUCUGGACGACGAGGUCAUGGCAUUUAGCUGCUUCACAGAGCUGAUGAAGAGGAUGAACCAGAAUUUUCCUCAUGGAGGUGCCAUGGACUCUCACUUUGCCAAUAUGCGUUCUCUUAUCCAGAUCCUGGACUCUGAGCUGUUCGAGCUGAUGCAGCAGAAUGGAGACUAUACUCACUUCUACUUCUGUUAUCGCUGGUUUCUACUCGACUUCAAAAGAGAAAUGGUGUAUGAUGAUGUGUUCUCCUUGUGGGAAACAAUCUGGGCAGCCAAGUACACCUCCUCUGAGCACUUUGUGCUCUUCAUUGCUCUGGCGCUUGUGGAGAUGUAUAGAGACAUCAUCCUAGAAAAUAACAUGGACUUCACGGACAUCAUCAAGUUCUUUAAUGAAAUGGCCGAGCGCCAUGACGUCCCGCAGGUCCUGAUGAUGGCUCGAGACUUGGUCCAGAAAGUGCAGACACUCAUCGAAAACAAGUGAUGCAGGGCGCUGCCAUUCUGCCGCCGCUGCUGCUGCUGCUCCCAUUUCUUUUGUGCUAAAUUGUUUAAAGAUACUGACACGACCACUUAAUAGUCAUGUGUUCAAGAGGAAAGGAAUCAAUGUUAAUGAAGUGCUGAAAAGACAACUGGUCAUUAAGACCACUCGUUAUUCUAAGAUAGUUGUGUAACAACGUCUUUCCAGUUGCUCCUCUCUAUAGUCAGGAGAUGCAACUAUUGCCAGUAAAUUUAUUUUUAAAGUGUUAUUGUUCACUUAGUGAAUGUACCCUUGUUGAAACUGCUUCAGGAUGUUAUUUAUUUUGCCUUAAAUUUAGCUGUUUUUUCAGGGAUACAGCAACCAAAUUCUUCACUGUAUUGUUACAUAUUCUACCAGGUUAAUUUUGUUCGGUUACCAUACAUCUUGUGAUACACUUGAAUAUAUUUUCAGUAUUAUUAUUAUUAUUUUGCUAAAAACUGUAGCUACCAUGAUUGAAAACAUCUUGUGAUGCACUUGAAUAUAUUUUCAGUAAUAAUAUCUGGCAUUAUUCGAUGAUUUGGUCUUGUAAACAUUAGAGGUACAUUAGAGGAGGUUGUGUCUAAGUAGCAUGUGUGAUUUGCUUCCCAAUAGCCAUUUUGAGGACCACUUGCUGGCUUCUCUGAAGCUUGGCGGUCCUCUUCCUUUGUUCGACUCUGAUGCACAAAAGCUUGCAGGAUAUCCAGACCGAAACUGUGAACUCAUGUGCAUGGCCGCACAUAGUUUGCAUAUACAGUAUGGCCCUUCCCUCUGAUACCCGACCAAGUUCUCAUACUGUGUGUUCCUUCUAACUCUGACCUCCUCUAUGCAUUUAUUAAGUUGUGACUCAGCUUGCUUAAUUUCACCCUCUCGCCUCUCUACUGGCUUUUUAUUUAUCAGCUUGAAGUACAUUCUUCUUACCCUAAAUAACACAAUGCUGCUCAGGCGGAUGGAUUCAGCUGCUGGUUCUCACGACAUCAAGACAAUACAGUGCUAAGAGUCUGCUUCCUUCCAAGCAAUUGGUGGUAAACCCACAGGGGUGUGCAGUGAAGGCAGCAUACCUCAUUUGCACUCUGCACUUCCAUAUUUCACUUUCACCUUGUGAACAGUUUCAUGGCUUUCUGCCCACGCUGGUUUUGGUUGCAAUGGUCUUUCAUGCAUUUCCCUUCAUUGUUACCUCAAGAUCUCCGUGCCCAUACCUGUUGAGAAAGAGCUCUGCUUGCCAAUCACUUAGCCAGGUUCAACACUUUCCUCAGUUACGUUUGAUUUCCUGUAAGGCUAGUGCAUAUGUCUUUCUUUUAUCUGGAGGGGGCUCUUUUUUUUUUUACUCGAAUGGUCUUUAUUACUGCACAUCUCUUACAUUAGCUGACAGUGUUGCUCAGACUGUCACGACUUUAAACUACUUGUAAGUUGAAUCUUUUUGAAGCCAUCAUCAGGUUUUCACCGUUUACUAAGAACCAGAAGGUCAUCGUAUUACUUUUAAAGGGUCAUUUCAGUGGUAGCUACUCAAGUGGUAUGUAGCCAUGCAGAUAUUUUGUUUUGUUUUGUGUGUGAAGUUUUAUGAAACCCUGAUCUUCUGCUGCUAAUCCAAUACAGUGGCGGUGAAUGGAAUUUCAUUUGUUCAGCUGAAAAUGUAACAUUUAAAGGCAUUCAUUUGUCUUUCCAAAAACAAAGUCCUGGAGACAUUUUUCUUAUAAUUCCAGUAAAGUCAGAGAAAUUUCAGAUCAAUAUGCUAAACACUUAGCAGAUAAAACUCCUAGAUCUAUUUAGAAAACUAUCUACAUGGCUAGAUACCAGCCUAAGUAUGUCAGAAAAAAAACAAAGAGUAAUUGUCACUAGCCAAAACACACCCGUUUGGUUCAAUGUGGCUUAAAUUCCAGUGUUUUGAUAUCACUGCUAAUGUGUCUCCAUAUGAUCUUCUAAAAACAUGCCUGAGUAUUGCUGUCUGUGUAUUGCCGUGUUUGUUGUCAGAAGAUUUACUGUAUACAGUGUGUUCAAAAGAAACACACUUAUUGUAUAACUAAGCUAGUACAUAUUUAUUAAAUGCAAUACAAUGUCUGUAUAUGGGCUUUAUCGGAUUAUAAUGAACAGAAAGAUAAAAAAUAUUCCAUUGGAAAUAAAUAUAUUUUUAUUUUUUUCUGUCUUCUCAAAUUGUCACCUGGUAUAAUUAAUUUAUUGCGU